Molecule: messenger RNA, 1193 nt
Organism: Cimex lectularius (bed bug)
Lineage: Eukaryota; Metazoa; Arthropoda; Insecta; Hemiptera; Cimicidae
Product: heat shock factor 2-binding protein-like
Exons: 5
Coding region: 165-1088 (307 amino acids)
Cellular component (GO): cytosol
Source: RefSeq, a predicted model, not a curated record
UACUAAAUUGUAUCCAUAGAAACCAUCAAAAUUUUACUUUUGGCCCAAUUCUUUUCAAAAUUUGCACAUAAUAUUUCUGUGUAUUUUAAUGAAAGUCAACUAAGUAAGUUGAUUUUCUCCCGAGUUUGAACUUACACUCUCAGAACUUAAUCGAGCAAUUGACAAUGAAGACAGAUUGCAACUCUAUGAAAAAUAUCUCUUGGCUAAAGCACAUGUAUACGAACCAAAGCACAGAGUUGGAGAUUCUUAAAAGCAAGUAUGAACAGCUGCAGAAGGAAUGGGACAGCCAACAGGAAUACCUGGGCAGACUUCAAGGCGAAGUUUACAAAUUGAGAAACCAACUGCAGACACAGUCUUCAUUCUGCGCAGCUUUAGGCUCGGUUUUGGGCAACCUAGUUUGGAAAGCAUCCAGGCUUCAACCUGUUGUCGAACUUCUAUUAACAACUAAUAAGUUGUCAGAAUUUUUCUGCAUUGUCAGUGGUACGCUUAUUUCCUUCAUGGGCACGUAUACACGCGAGAUGCCUGAAGUUAAAUGUAAUGAAACACAAUUUAUCCUUUCAAUGUGCGGCAUUGUUGCAAAUAUAGCAGCUGUGCCAGAAGGAAGACAAUAUAUCGUUACCGAUGCCAAUGGGAAAGAGACAAUAGAACAGAUGCUCAAAGUGCUUCCGAACAUACCACAUAAGUCUGGCAGCCCAUUGAAAAGGAUCAUUUUGAUGGUUUUGUACAAUAUAAGCAUUAAUCAGACGGGGCUGAAUCUAAUACAGGAGGACAAAAAUCUGUUAACGACGCUGGCUCAUAUCGUCGCAUCCGAGGAAUGCCCUGAGUUGAAAGUCCUUGCUCUUCGACUGCUGGAAUCAUUAACUUUUGAGAUCCCCAAUACAAUUGCUUUACUCAAAAUUCUACAGCAGAUUCAAAAGGACAAAAUAGAAGCACUGCAAAAUGCCGGAGAUGCAGAAAUUCGCCAGUAUGCUAACAAUAUAAUGGCAAACUUCCGCAAGGCCGAGGAGGCGCUUGGAUUCAUUAUAGAUAAAAAAGAUGAUACAGACCAGUUCAAGCAUGAUGUUACAAACGAUAAAUGCCGAAAAUGAUAAUAGGCUUAUACAUAUCUGUAUUUGUUUUGUGGUCUGAUAAGUUCAAGUAAACUCAAGUAUAAAAUUACAAGUUAUUAUAUAAAGAUAUAUUUAUUAAGUAAA